UCUGUGCGCACACACGCAAAUUGACACACUCGCGACCACCCCAUCGCGUGCUAUCUCCCCAACACAUUACACUCCCUGGAGGGAGCAUAGUUAGGCACUCGGCUGACCACUACGAGCAGGAAGCAGAAGGGGGCUGACCAGAGGGCAGCAGUAGAGCAGUACCUGAGACGGCGUCCGCUCAUAUAUCAUCAUGAGGGCAACUACGGCCACAGCUGCGCUGCUGGGAUGCGCUGCCAUCGCACCGACAGCAGCCUUCACAGGUGGGGUUGGCCUGGCUAGAACAGCUGGCGGGAGGGAUAGGCGAGCAGCGUCGUCUACGGCAGGAGUGCGGAUGAUGGCGAUUGACCCCGCCACCGUUCACUCGAUUGGGGAACACGUGAACGCGGUCGGGUCGGCGGGACUUGACCACACGUGGUUGUCGCACGUCAUGCACGGCCUGUCGGAUGCGGCUGCGGUUCCCCUGGAAGCGGUGGAGGAAGAGGCCAAGGGCCCCAACCCUUUCAACAUGUGGAUCGAGUUCAUCCGAAGCAGCGUGCUGGGAAUCAACGAGUUCUACAAGGGUAUCGGCAUCGAGCAGUCGUUCGGCCUCGCGAUCGUGACGUUCACCCUCGGAGUCAAGACCCUCCUCGUGCCCCUCCAGGCGAUCCAGCUACAGUCGAGCGAGAAGAUGAAGGUGCUCCAACCGACGGUAAAGGAGAUCAAUGCCAAGUUCGGCCAGAACAAGGAGGCCGCCACCGCUGCCACUAACAGGCUGUACGCGGAGACCAAGGUCAACCCGCUAAUCGGAUGCCUCCCCGCCCUGCUUCAGUUCCCGGUGUUCAUCGGGCUGUACCGUGCCAUCAUCGGCUUCGGCACCGAUGCUGUCGCCAGCGAAGGGUUCCUGUGGCUGCCCAGCCUACAGGGCCCGACGUUCGAGAAUGGACGCGGCAUCGGUUGGCUCACCACCUUCGUGGACGGUCACCCUAUCCUGGGGUGGCACGACACCCUUUGCUACAUGAGCAUCCCCGCCAUCCUCGUUUUGUCCCAGAAGCUUUCCAUGACGCUGCUCACUCCGCCGGACGACGGCCCCGAUGAUGCCACGGGCUCCUCGCUCAAGGGGGGGGGGGAUCGGGGACACUGGGGUCCCGAUGAUGCCGCGGGCUCCUCGCUCAAGUUCGGAGCAUUGUUCGUGGUGACCCGAGUCACCGCGCCGUGGUACGGCUAUGAAUCCACUCAUUGA
Messenger RNA from Ectocarpus siliculosus, 1219 nucleotides. NCBI's taxonomy places the organism in Eukaryota, Phaeophyceae, Ectocarpales, Ectocarpaceae. The record is from the annotation of a GenBank genome assembly.